Porites evermanni is the source of this 20888-nucleotide messenger RNA. Lineage: Eukaryota; Metazoa; Cnidaria; Anthozoa; Scleractinia; Poritidae. The record is from the annotation of a GenBank genome assembly.
UCGCAGUCGAGCAAGCAAUUUGCAAGUUCUGGAAAGAGCUUUAAUUUUCAUGUCCACGUUUAUUGCAAGAAAGUAAUAAAAAGAAGCUUUUAAGCAAGCUCGAAGAUGAUGGACGACGAGGAAGCUUUGAAGGAGAGCGUAUCUAACCUGAGAUCAGCAAUUCUUCUUAGACGAACAGACAUCAUUCGCAGUAUCCUUUCGACUGCCGCAGAGUGUAAGGGCGGAAAUAUUUUUUUGUUUUGGUAGAAUUAUCUCACGCACACCCGCUCACUUCGUGUGUUUUGGGACAGAAAGCGGCAGUUUGUUCCUUCCUUCAAAAGGGCAUACAAACAGCUGAAUGAGAGUGAAAUCUUUCUUUACAUAACAGGUGUUACGCGCUGUUAAGCCGUUAUUUUAUCAUUAAGUUUAUUUUUUUAUGUUUUAGUUAUUGGGUCCUUUCUACCCAGCACUCACAUUCUAGAUUAACAAGUUACUUUUUAUACCGGUUUCUGGGUACGUCUCGAAAACGAUUUUAAUUCACUUAAACAACGUGCCUUUUGAACGGUCACGCACUGUUGGCCAACAGACACUUUCACUGUGUAUUCAAAUUAAGUUUGAUAACAGCUCGAUCAUAGCUACAAGUUAGAUUUGCGCCAUUGAAAUCCUAUCUUCCUUUCUGGUUUUCUUCGAUUUGCAUUUUUAAAUUCAUUCGCCCGCACUAGAAAUGUGCGUUAUUCCUGCUUUAAUUUGGUUUUUUUUGUUUAAUAUUGACUAAGUUAAAAUGACAAAAAUUGUACCAGAGUAAGAGAUAAAUUCUUAUUCAAUUUCUAUGGGGCAGGGCUGGCUGAUUUUAUGGAGUGGCAUACUUUACCGAUGCGACUUUCAUCUUGAAUUACAUAUUUAAAGAAGCCAGCCAGCUGGAGCUACCUUUUUUCUGAUGAAAGGACUGGAAGCAAGGGGCAUACAUGUGUAUGUAGUAUGUCAUCCACUGUCCUGUUGCUGGAGCAGAUUGCUGGGCUAGCCCUCCUGCAGGGGAGCAUGAUUACAUGGAAAACUUCCAGCCUGGCUCGCCAGGAUCGUGUGACAUCAUGAUACCAGAACCCUGGGUUCUCAUAUAAUCACAAAGUUUUUUUUAAAUUUAUACUGCUUUAUUGCAAUACAUUUACAUUGAAGUGAUUAAUUUUUUGCAUAGAGAUCUUAAAGACAAGAUCUUGGCAAAUCAAGUCAGCCAAGCUCAUGAAUGAUAUCUAGUGGUUUUAACAAUGUCACCUUUAUUUGACUUAUUAUUUUGAGCAGACAGGGAAGAAGACGGGCUCUUCGCUGAUGAUGAUGAGGAAGAGGAAGCCCAGCUUGGUGUUCCAAAGCAGUUUUAUUAUGAUGAAUAUGAUGACCCUUAUGACAUCCUGAAAAUGAUGAUGAACUAUGUUGAUAAUGAUGCAGGAACUUGUCUUCAUCUUGCUACCAAAGUAAGUUGAUAAAGACUCCAUCCAGUGCCAACAGUUUCAAAGUUACAGAGCUGCAUAUUUGCUUUGCAUAAAGCUUCCUCUUAAUUCCUUGGAUCCAGUGACUUUAAGCAAGUAUAAUUUUCAAUAAUAGUUUUUGAUUAAUACAUUAUAAAGCAUUCUUGCCAGGCCAUGGCCUUUUAGGAUUCCCACCUUUUGUAAAGUUAGCGGGGCUCAAAACCCUCCCCAUCUGAUCAUCUUAUAAAUAUCUCCUUGCGAAUCAGUGGUGUUAUCAUGUUUCUGGGCCAUUCCUCGAAAUAAAAUCGGCAAACAUGCACAAGAAAACAUUUUCCUAAUCAAAAUAUGACAAAUACUUUGUGUGUUUGCGCAUGAUGUGCCUUAUGGUAUGAAGGCGUACGUUUUAUGGAAACGUCGACUUGUCAAUGUCGGCAACUUAGAUUAAACCUGUUGUCAAUGCAAAUUAACAUCUAUUGUCUAAUGACCAAUCAAAUGCCUGUGUUGCUGGUACAACGCGCUCUGUGAACAGAAGCUGCAGUGAUGUCAUUACAGUCCCUCUAUUUUUCUCGUUCCUCCCCCCCCCCUACCCCCCCGACCUGUAAUCCCUGAUUCCCACCCCAUCGGUACAGUUGAAAAUCAAGAUACCUGUGACGGUAAGACGCGGUAUCCAAACGAUCUCACGAAAAAAUAGGGGACUGUGAAGAGUCUAUAGGGAAUUUCAACUGUAUAAUAUAUAACCAAGUCAUGUGGGAUUACAUGAGGUCACAUUUUGCAGUGUACAUUACAUUGCAUUAAAUUAUGGGAAAGAACACAUCAAGCCAUAACUUCUGAUCUUAUGUGAUGGUACUAUUUCACACAUAGAAUGAUCUUUAAUCCCAUCUUUUAACACCAUAAUUAUAUAUAUUAAAUUUAUAUAAUCACAGGAUUUCACAGGACUUAACCUAAAAGUCAGAUCUGUUCACACUUAUCUGGGAGAAGAUGAACUUUCUUUAAAAAACUUGUUGUUGUGAGGCAUUUUCUGGCAAAUAGUUCAUGUGAUCUGUGAACAUUUUAUAAAUCGUUUUUGUGGAUCCGACACAUACAUGAUCUGUAGCAGGUGUUUUUUCCCCUUUUUUGUGUUUGUAAUUUGGAACCCAUACUUUGUAUCUUGUUAAUGAAAGUAGUGAUUGUGAAUUUCAACUGCUUUUAGGUGUUUUGUUAUUAUAAUUAUAAUGUUCUUUAAUGCACAGCGAAUGCAAGAUCACAUGCAGUUACCCUCUGGCUUCUGCUUUAAUAAGGAGUUGUUUUCUUUCACAAUGCAUUUUUUUUAGUGCAAAAAAAAAACUGAGGAAAAAGUUGCAUAUUUUAGACUAAAUCGUCCAACAUAAUUAACUACAGCUACAUUUUAUCGUGCAUUUCACGACAAGAGGUUACAGAUUUGUUAAAGAGAAAAAAUAAUGAUGCAUUAUACUGGCAGAAGCAAAAUGUAACACUUCACCGGGUCACAACAUUAACAUUCAAAUCCUGUACUGUGGUAUCAAAGGACACUGAAAUGACAUUUAAAGCAGGUAAAGACUGCCAAGCUUAUGAUAUUAAGUAAUAAGUAAAUUUGUUUGGUUUAUACUAUAGCUUGGUUACGCAGAUGCUGUAAGGGCAUUGUUGGCUGCUGGAUCAGAUCCCACCAUUGUAAACAAUGAAGGAGCUACAUCAUUUGACUACUGCACAGACAAAGCUAUCAUAGGUGUUUAUAAUGAAGAACUUCUGCAGGCUUCUGCCAACUCAAAGUAAGUUUUGACCCUCCAGUAGUAAUGUAGUAAAUAUCAUAAGAUUUCAUAAAUUGACAACAGGUUUUAAGCAUAUAGCUCUCAGCAUGAUUAAUUAGUGUCCCCUUGAUGGAUAAAAAACAGAUAAUAACUAAAACUGAACAUGUUUUUAAUCUUGUACAAGUGUCACUGAAGGUACGUUGAAGAACAAAUACAUGAGUUUGGUGACCUUUUUGUUGAUUUUAAUUAAGAAUUUUCAAACCAGUUUUUGUCCCUUUUAUUUUUGUCCCUUUUGUGUGGGAUAAUACUUAUGGUAAUUAGAAUGCACCUGAGAUGAAAGGAAAUCAAAAGACAUAAACAUGCUUUUAGCUUUUUAUGCAAGUUUGAAAUUCUAAAACUAGUGAGAGAGUCCAAUAUGUAUGGUACUUGUAGUUAAGUAUUGUGAUAUUAAUUUAUUUUAACAUUGUCAAGUGAUUUAGUGUUAAAGGUGGUCAAUUACACUGACAAUAAAGUUUAUUCUUGAAUUAACAGUGAAUUGAAUAAGAUUUAUUGUAUUAACUAAGUAACAUGAAAUCUGUACUUAAAUUUUCCUUUCAGUUAAGUCAAAAUAUGCAGAGAAAUUAUUUGCUUCCUCUGUAUAUUUGCUGAUGCUUGUAAAAAUUUAUCAUAAAUUGUCUGCACUCUGAUAGCUAUCCUAUAUUACCACACAACAUCAUUUUAUUUUGAGGAGACAUCUUUUUCCUUUUUUGUUUGGAGACCUGUUUCAAGUUAAUACUCUUUCGAUGUUGUUAAUGUACAUGUAUAGACUUGUAAAUAUAAUGAAAUCCCAAAAAUCUGUUGUGGUUUCAUUUGCAUUUCUGGAAAGUUGUCUGUUUUGCCCUUUACUGAAUACCACAGUUAACAUGCAAAUGGAGUUACACUGGAUGCAUUUUUAAAUCAUCAACUGGUGUGUAACUUCAGUUAGUUCAUUACCAGAUACAAUGUAAUUUUAUUAGCGCGGUUUUCACUUGACUGUCGAAAGUAAUUGAGGAAUUGGUUUGGUUUUGGUUUUACUACGCCCUUUGGUUGGCUAGUGUAUUUACUUUGGUUUUGGUUUUAUGCCAGUCAAGUGAAAACCGCUCUAUAUGUAUGUAUCAGUAUGUACAUGCAGUGGAGGUCUUUAACUUAAAUACGAGAGACUGUUAACUUGCUAAUUUAAUAGAGAAAUACAAAACAAACAUAAUUUAUUCUUUGCACAAUAUUUAAGCAAAUUCAUAUAUUUACUACCGCAGGGAGGCGGGAUUGGAGGUGGUGUAGUAAUUACUCCCUCUCAGGGGGGGGGGGGGGGAGAGGGGGUGGGGGGGGGGGGGGGGGGGAGGGGGGGGGUGGGGGGGGGGGGGGGGGGGGGUUUCCCGUGUCCCCCACUUUGAUUUUCAACACCGGGUGUUUUUGAUUAUUAGGGGAUGCUAUUUGGCCUGUUUAUUUUUUUUAUUUUUUUUUUGAUCUUUUUUGUGUUGUUUUCGCUAUUUUACUCCAUGUCUGUAGAAGGGGCGACGAGGUGAGGUGAGGGGAGGGGGGGGGGGGGGGAGGGUGGGUGGAGGGGGGGGGGCGUGGGGGGGCAAGCGUACGGCGGGCUGCGCGGGGGGGGGUGGUGGGGUUUACCCAUGUCCCUAGUCUGAAUUUCAAAACCUGCUGUUUCUCGUAUUAAGGAGGAAGCCAUGUCGCUGUUGAUAUUUUACUAUUGUAUUCUGCACUUUUCUCUGUCGCUAUUGCAGUUUUAAGCCAUCUUCAUGUCAUUUGUCACCAUUUCAUCUGUCCUAUGUCCCUGUUUCAAGGCCAUGCCUCAGUAGUGGUGUGGUAGUUGGAUUCAUUUUUAUUUAUACUAUUUGAUGUUUUGUAGUGUUCCCAGAGUGCGCAAACUAUUGAAGGCAGGAGUUAACGUUAAUGCCAGUGAUGGUGCCACAAGUGAUAACAAAGCUCUUCACUGGGCUGUUAGUUAUGGAAAUGCUGACAUUGUCAAACUUCUCUGUGGUAGGUUUAUAUUAAAUUUUUAUAUCUUCUAGAAUGUCUUCUCUCCUUGUCUAAAACUAGUUCUUGUUUAGGCUUGAGUUUAACUGCUUUCAACUUGAAAAUUAAAAACUUUUCACCGAUCAAUGAUGUAGAAUUAACACAUCCAGACGUCCCUUCAAUAUUGGAGUAAUAGUAAUGAAAUAACAUUAUUUACUGGUUAUCACAUGUCUUUUCUUUGAUUUGGUUCUGCAUUUUCAGAACAUGAAGCCAAGGUGAAUGUAACCAAUAAAGCUGGGGUAACACCAUUGCAUGAUGCUGUCACCAGAGGUGACCUAGAUAUCGCUAAAAUACUCUUGCAGCAUGGAGCUAAAUACGAUAUCAAGGCAACUGAAGGGUAUGUUGCAUAAUAAUAUUACUUGGGUGUCCUGUGAAAUUCUCCUGUCUAAACCUGUGGAGAAGUCUUCAUCACUUGGCCAAAAACCUACAACCAGACUCUUCUGUUCAGCACCAUGUGUACUGCUGGCUUAAAGCAGACUCAAAUCUCUGUGAAGUUCAGUUUGUGUGUAAUCCAUGUCUUAUAAUGGAUUAUCAAUAAAGACCAAGCUGUUUAUGUAUAAGAGGUCCAAAUGUGGAGGGUAUUCCUACCAAAAUACUGGGUCAAGGCAUCUUAAAACAAUGCCAUUUUGCAGAUGCCUUAUAUAACCACAAAAUGUACAAGUAGCAUGUAAGAAAUUUAUCAUAUUGUUGCAGGAAAGAGCAUCUUCUGCCACUCUGUUUGUUUUCUGUUUUUAUUUUUUAAGGGCACAGCGGCUCACCCAGGUCUGACUUUUCAAUUUUUUCUCUCUUGUCCACAUUAGUGCACACAAGGAUCAAACAGCAUUAGACUUAGUAAACUCUGAAGAAAUGAGGCAGCUGCUCACAUCACCUGUUAUAAAAGAAGCUGAGCCUGUGACCAAUGGUGAUUCAACAAUCAAUGAUCAAACUACAGACUCAGGUAUAUCGUCUCGGUCACUCUUCAAAAGAUAGCAACUUUCUUGUAAGAAAUGUCCUCAAAACAACAAUGGAUUGUUUGAAGUAGUACAUGGCACACUGUGAGCAGCGUGCAAAGAAAGUCGUGUUCGAUAGCCCGGGGCUAGUGGAUUUUGCUAUCAGGCUAGUGAUUUUUGUUCUUAACUUGCCCGACGGGCAAGUGUUUUUUUGUGGGAAAUUCAAAUUACAGAAGGAUUGUAUUAAACCAAUCCUGCUAAUCAAAAAGGAUUUUGAGGCUAGUUGAAAUGACUUUUGGCCUAGUACAUGCUAGCUACAGCUUGCCCAAAUGGCAGGCUGUAAAACUGACUUUCUUCGCACCCUGAUGAACCUGUGAUCAAGCUCUCCUGGGGUGCUGUACAGGUGGGGCAAUUUAAGGAUUUAGUGAUGAAACUACCCUUGGUGGUCCAAGAAGAGCGUGCUUGCAGGCUACACCAAAUUGUCAUUUUUUUGUGGAUUUAAUUUUAACUCAUGUGGAAUAAAUCGACAUUGAUGACGUCAGGGAAAGGUAUCUCAUUACGAUAACAUCAUGUUCAUGUUGUUCCUAGCAUAACCGGUUUGACAGGUUUUAAGUUACAUUUGGAUUGAUGAUGUCAUUGUUUUUUAUUGGGGACUGAAAUGAGAAAGGUGUCUGUUGAUUAUGUCGUUUUCACAAAACAGUUUCAGGCAAGCGUAAAACCCUUAAUGACAAAAUUUCACUGCAGAACCAUAACUUAGCGUGCUGUACAGGCAUUACUUUUUUGGGUUUUUCAUGGGAGCAAAGGCAAGCACGGAGAGGGCGUGGAGCGCGAGACGCUCACUGUGGGGGAAGUCAUCCAGUAACAUUGCAUCACUGUUAAAGAUUGAAAAGCUGAUGUUUCGAGUGCUACUUAGCCCUAAUUGCUCUGAUGAAAGCGUAUUUCAAGCGUCAGCUCGUCUGUCUUUUUUAUAGUAGAAAAUUGGCUCAAGCAACUUAUUUGAAAAACAAACUAAGACAGAAAUUUGUAUUUCACUUCACUAAUGAUCAUCACUUUUUACAAUAGUUUUUCUUUAUAAACUAUGCAUUGCUCAGCCACAGGUGUCAUCAGCAAAAUUUAAUAUCCUUUUUACUUGCAUUUCUCUUUCUUUUAAUCAACUGUCGACCUACAAAUAUAAUUAUAGACUUGACGUGCAUCUGAUGUAAUUCUCGUUCUUUACAUCCGCCACUGAGGCAAUCAAGCCAACAAUACUCACGGCUUUCAAAGUGGCCGAACAUGUUGGUUCUAUGACAGACACUAACAGAAAAUCUCUCCCUUGAUUUCUUCAACAGAAUCAGCUCCUUCUGAAACCAGCACUCCUUCAUCCACUGUACUCCGUAACACAACACUUCCCUCCCCUCCCUUGUCCUUAUCAUCUCAGCUGCAGUUGCUAUCAGGAAUGUCCCCACCUGCCAACAGUGAAUCUCUGGAUUCAACAUUUCUUCAGUUGUGGCCAUAUCCUCAACAGAUCACACAGAUUAAGGGCACCAGAUUUUUUCCUACAGCGUCACUGCCAGUUGUGUUGUUCAGAGGACUGCAAACAGGUAUAUCGCGGUAUAUUGUGGGUAAAAUCAACAUCCCAUUCGCGGCCCUACUUUUGGAACCUCUCGUAGUCUCCCACUUUGGAUCCCAGUUUCUGGGAAACUGCCCACCUACCUCUCCCUUAAGCCAUAAUUUUGCCCUAAGUGAGAAGUAAUUGUUAAUGUUAGCUUAGGGGAGGGGUAGGUAGGCAGUUUCCCAAAAACCUAAAUUGAUCCCCCACUUCCUUUAAAGGGGCUCUGUCAGACUAUUUGAUAUAUUUUUAAAAAGAUAAAACCUUUCUUCGGAUGAAAUGAAUUCCAAAAAUAAUGGUUUAGGUUUGUUAUUGAAGACUAUAAUUAGGCAUUGAAACUGUUUCUUGUUGUUUGUUGCAACGGUUGGCAAGGAUGGACAUGGAUUGAAACUCGGAAAUACCCCAUAAGGCUUGGUUCUCUUAAUAAGUGACCACCUCCCAUAAGCGACUACUUAAUCUUUGCAUUUUUGGUGCUCUUUUACGUUUAAGUUACCGGAGGUUUGAUUUUAGUUUCUGUUCAAGUCAGUCUUGACAUUCAGCCCAGUCAAACUCCUGCACCUGUUAGCUCUGCUCUUGCCCCCCUGCAAAAGAUUCUUUUUGUGAUUUUGUGGUUGUGCCUAAAAAGAAAAUAACAUCCGUUAAAUGUAUUGUAACAUUCAUUUAGUAGUUCUAUGAUUGUCCUUCUUGAAACUAGAUUAUUUCCAAGAAGCUUGUGAGAUGUGGAACACUUUGGAAGAAAGCUUUGAACAAGUUGGCCACACCCUAGAACUUACUGUCGUAGGAGAAGGUAACAUUAACUUAAAAGACUCUAAGAUUUCAUAAAAAAAAUGUUGCAAUUGUCUGACUGAUUUUAAAGACUUGCAGCGACUACAAAAACAACCUUAUGGAAGCACCGCUUGGACAAAGAACCCGUGCUUUUAACGUUAUUAUUAGUUUUUUAUUCCAUUUAAGUAAUUUUUCUUUGGUGAAGGAAUUUUCUGGUCGCUGAAUUUAAUUCGUUUUUCACUUGCUGAAUAGUGGUGUUCAUUUUUUCUGCUCAAGUUUCUACUCCCAGUAAUAUGCAAGUUGUUGAUAUCACUAAGUCAGGACUGCAUUUUCUUGUUUUUUCUUUACAGAUUUUGAGCGAGGAGGUAGUGUCGCGGGCAGUAUAGAAUGUCACAUUUGUCCAAACUCGUUUAGCCGAUCAGACAGUUAUAGAAUCAGUAUUUCAACCGUGAAGGUAAGCACUGCACGCCUCUUUUACUGUCAACGUGAAAAUUGUCCUAAAAAGUUGAAUGUGGGUUUGAUUCCUGGGGCCGGUCCAAUGCUAGUAUUUCCGAGCUUAAUACAUUGACACUCAAAAAAGUACCGUUUUUAGUAAGCUUCUAGUUUUCAUCGCCCAAAGACGCUGGUUACCUUGACGCAAGGUUGACUCCCUACUCCGCCUACUCUCCCCCUUCCCUUACCCCACCCCUUACCCCACCCUUGAGAUAAGCGAAAAUGCUUCGACGACGGCAGCCAGUACAAUGGACUGUCGUCUUUGAGUUUACUUUCUUUGAAAACAGCCCACGUUGCAAACGUUCAUUUGCGAAGUGAGAGUGAAAACUGGAGCGAGGCCAAAAGUACGCUCAUGGCUUACUUUGAAUUCUCUAUUUAUCGCUUUUCAAAUUAAUAUAGAAUUUGAGUUCGAAUUGGAAAUAAUCACCCGCCGAACCAACAAUAGAGGAUGUUAGCAUCAACAACGAUUACGAGUACGAGAACGACUUCAAGCCGUACUCGAAGUCGUUUUCUCAGCUUUCUAUGUUAACGAUGACACCCAACUUUCCCGGGUAAAUGCAAAUUUACUCUGUGUAGGAAAUAUCGCGUUCGGUUGCUUUAGCAGUAUUUUACAUAAAACAUAACAUAAGGAAUGUUCACGAUGAUAAAGAGAGGCUAGAAACGAAAAGAAACUGCAUUAAACGAUCGGAAUUUACCUUUGAAAACCAGCUCUUCCGAGUCGUUCUACCCACCUCGAGUUUUUGGUGAGAACUCGUCGUAGUGCAACUUGACAGGACGACUUGAAAACGUGGGGAUGCGCAGAACGGAUGCGCAGUACGCAAAAUCGCUCUUCUCGUUCUAGAACUCGCACUCGUUGUCGAUGCUAACAUCCUCUAAUAGGUUGAACUGCGCGCAAAUUACCAAGGCUAUGAAUGAACCCUUUAUUUGCUUUGAAAGAAAGUUGAAUGGUUCGUGUUUUGCAAAACCAAAUAACAAAAUCAAGCUUUUAUAUUUUGUGGAACAUGACAGAUCGUUGGGUUGAUCAUUUUUUCUUUGUAUAAAACAGGUUGUUUUAACAGCUUGUGACUUAGCAGGCUUGUGGUAUGCUGUUAACACGUUACUACAGAUCUUAAGACUAUUUCAUGGCACGGGAAUUCCGCAGGUCCAGGUAAGUUUUAUCAAAUGACCCUUAAAAUCAUCAUUCAUUAUUAUGUGGGCAAGGCGCAUUGAAACAAAUAGUGUAGAACUGACAGAAUAAAGGAGACAGAUUUAUUAUUUAUCCAUUCAUUCAUUUAUAAUUAUUUUUUAGUUCCUUUCAUUGUAUUAAAUUAUGACUGAGACGAAAGAGAUUGACUAGGUGUGUUCGUUUUUGUUUGUUUUUUAUUAAGUUUCUAUAAAUAGUAUCAUAAUCAUUAAUGUUUCUGUAGUUUGAUUGUCGUUGGUUUUGGUCGGCAAAGCCCAUUGAUAGAUGUCUCCUCUUCCUUUUCAGAUAAGUGACUGGCCAGACUUGAAAUACAGAGGAGUAUUAUGGGAUGUGUCCACAGGGCGUGUUCCUACCUUGGUACGUCAACGGACCAAGUUUCGUAAUAUUUUCUACAUGAACGAGUAACGCAUGCUUGCUUUAAGACUCUCCAUCCACCCUCUCCCGUAGAAUCCAAAAUCGGAUCUCUGAAACCAUUUUCGAAAUAGCAUCACGUUUAUCAAGACGCAUAAAUGCGUACAGCUUCUUCCUCUUUAAAAUCCAAGAAAGAAAGAAUAAUAUAUAAUAUUUUUAACGUUCUUUUUUUUAUUUCUAAUAUACCACCUCAGGAAACAUUGUUUUCUAUGAUCGACAUUUUGUCCUCCAUGAAGAUCAAUCAGCUACAGCUGUACAUGCAGAAUACCUUUGCAUUUUCCGGACACGAAACCGUGUGGAGAAACACAACACCCUACAGUCCUAGGUAUGAUAACAUUGGAAGUUUCGAGUCGAGAAAAUAGACAUAUUCAGCAAAACAAUGUAAUUUUAUUGAUUGCAAAACGUAAACACAGGAAGUGGUCUGAAUACAAGUUUAUACUGCUUCGUGGUUACAGACACGUCAGAAAAAAUUAAUUCUCACGCUGUUUAUCGUAGCCUGAGAAAACAGCCGAUAUUUUGCUACGUCACCACUGGUUUCCCGCGGAACGAACGGAGAAAUUCCAAACUGAUGACGUGUUACCAUCCAACUCUGGGUAAUGCUUCUGAUUGGUUGAUUCGUUUGUACGUGGGAAGCAAUAGGCCAUUUCCGAGUUGGAGCAAGCCUCAAUUUCAAAGCGAGGCGAAGUGCGAAACUCAUUUUCACAAGAGAGGUUUUGCACUUAGCCUCGUUUUGAAAGAGAGAGAGUUUUUGGAAAUCGAAAGUGGCCUAUUGGUGUAAACAAAACAACAAAUCUGCACAUGGAGCACGCGUUUUUACACUUUUUACCGUCAUCGCUUGGUUGCGACGCGACUCGUUUCCUGGAGGACGUAAACACAAAACGACAGUUUCCUUUCUCUUCUUCUGAACUGGGACACGGUCGUCAAGAAUUUAAUUCGAGGAAAAUUCGCCAACAUUUAACGAACUGAAGGAGGCUGAAUAUUAGUAAUGAAUUUUGAAACAGCACGAAGUCACAUUUCAGGUGGCGUUUUCGCAGCCGUCUUCGUCGUGGUUGCUUAAGCUGCCUAUUGUCUUCUUUCGGUGCGCGCGCGUUAGGGGUCUGAGACAUUUAUUGCGUCAACUUAGCCGUAAUAUCAGAAGAUCCAAGAUCGCUCGCUCCCACUCCGCCCUUUUUUGGCGAGGUGGUGAAUGCGAGCGAUCUCGAAUCGUCUGAGAAUCAGUGGGGACAGCUUCAUUAGGUUUUCGUCAUAGUUUGAUUUGCACAGGAAUCAUUCACAGUACAAUACGUUACCAUCCACUCGACGUUGCGUUAUCAAAGUAGUUCUGUCUGCGUGGGAGGUUACACACACCAGUGGUAUUAACCAGCAUUUUUUAUUUUUUUCAGCGACAUCAUGAAAAUAGACAGAUACUGUAAAAAGAGAUACAUCGAGCUGGUACCGCACAUUGAAAGUUUGUCUGGAUUCAGUCAGUGGUAAGAGAAGAUACUCAUGCAAGUAAUCACUGAUCAUUAUACUACACGGAGAAUGACUAUAAUAUAUUGAAUUCAUGUAGGCAAUGGUUUGUGAAUGGUUACCUUUCCCCAUUAACCAAUCAUUUACUUAUUUACUUAGGUUCGCCAAUUUUUGGCGGGGUCACCGAAACAGCGCGCGGCACUAAUUACUGUGAGCCCCGGUAACGUUCCUCUCCCCCCGGCCCCCCCCCCACCCAACCCCCUCUAUUAGAGAUAGACUACUACACCCGGGACUACGUCACCUACUCUUUGCGAAUAGUGUGUGGGUUCUUUAACGCCAUAGGGCCUGCGGUUUUUCGUCCUUACCCGAGAAGACUAACCGUUUACAAAAGUCUUUGUAAAGGAAGCACUUUCACCUCAGUAAUUUAACGACCCUGAGUGUUGGUCCGUUCGGUGCUUGAACCAGUGGCAUGCCGUUUAGCAGACUGGCGCUUAUCCAAUGGCCCUUAUGCAAGAUUACGUCAGACGAGCAAAUUUCAACACCAAGCUUCGUUUGUAAGCAAUAAUCUUCGCUCAUUUUUGCACUCUUUGUGCGUUGGUAUUCUCGUUUUUCAACUCUACUGCCUUGGGAAUUCAUUUAUGCGAAACUUCGCAACUUUACAACUUCAAAACGAGGCUCGGUGGUGAAAUUUGUUCGUCUGAGGUCAACAUGUAUAAGGGCUAUUGAGCUAACCGGGCGGCGGUUAUUAUAACCAACUUUUGUCCACCUUAACAAUUCCAGAAAUCGUGGCGUUUAAUGUUUCUACCCAUUCUCUCCGUUUUGAUUCCAACCGCCCUUGAACUCCAUCUAGUUGGUAAGCAACCCAUGAUCAUGGUCUUCUGCAGUGCCAGUGGAAACUAAGUACAACGUUGUUCUUUUUCUUUUUGCUCAAUCCUCCUGACCAAUAUUAAUGGGUACUUUUUUUCUUCAGGUUAAAAUUCAAGUCAUACAAACACUUAGCCGAAGAAGCUGUUGUAUACGACCCACAGGAAGAAAGGUACAAAGUAUACUGUUGAAACAAAAGGUUUCAUUGCAGAAGCAAUCUACAAUUUAGGAAAACUGUUACUGAAUUUGACCUGCCCUGUUGAAAUAUUUCAUAAAUGCAAAUUCAGCAUUUUUCCGAUACAUCUAUGUGGAAAACUAUCAACCGCCUGGCUUUUCCAGAAACAUAAUUUUUGUUAUAGUACGGAAUGAGUGCAGUACUUCGUUUUUCGUUACGCGACAGCUUUUUGUCGCAAGUUGUUGCUAAUGUUUCUUUUAAAAAGUGAAAUAAGUCCAGGCGUAACGUAUUCAUCUAUAGUGGAUUCAUCUUCCCACGUGCUUUCAACUAAAUUUCCAGGAAAAUACCCCUUAAGCCCUGUUAAUUCCUGUUUAAUCUUGUAUGUUCAACAGACAGCCAUCCUGUCUCUGUCCAUCAGACGAUGAAAGCAUCAAACUAGUCCAAGAUCUCCAUUCAAAAGCCUUCCCUUGCUUUUCAUCGGCAAGGUAAGCAUGUACAAUCUGGAUGUCUGUUUUGUGCCGAAAAAGUCUGAGAGCAAAGCUCAUAUAAUUGUAUCGUUACGUUUUUUUCCAGAUUCGUUCAUGUUGGUUUAGACUUGGCGCCGGAAUUUGGGAAAGGGAAGUCACAUUCUGUAACAGAGGUACAUUAGCUGAGUUUUGGUUUUUGGUUUCUUUGAAUGUGAGUCAUUACGGAGUUUAAGCAGCAAGGUUUUUGAGCGAUAAAUGUUAACCGGAAGUGGCCUUUUUGCACUCUUGAGCCGUGAUUUUGGACAACUUUUGGGCAAAUCGUCUCUAUAAGAGUAAAGACACUUAGCAAUACAAAUUUGGUAGCGUCGAGAUAUAUUGGAAGCGAAAACGCUCACUUGCGGUUGACGUGGGUGGUUUUAAAACGUCGCUGCUCAAACACUCUAUUGUUGUGGAUUGACAAACCCAUUGUUAUUGGCUGAGGGUAUAAACGUUAAAACUGGAAACUUGCCUCAAGUUAAGAUCGUGCCGUAAUUCACACGCAGAUCGCGGCAGAUGUAGUGUACCUUUUUGUCAACGUCUUCCGCAAACUGUCCCGAGUUUCGUUGACCUGCGACUCCGUUUUGCGAGGAUGUAAAGAUCAAGUUGCGCUUUAGGAAUAUUGAAAGGGAAGUUCCGUUAAGGCCCCGUCCAAACGAAUCCUUUUUUUCUUAAAACGGUCUUUUUUUUGCACGUAUCAUUUUCGAAUCCUGUCCUCGCAUAUCCCUUCCUGUUUAAAACUGGGCAUUCUUAUACGGAUUGGCCUUGAAUUGAUCUAGCGGUGAACUUCUUAUCCCGCGCGACGUUAGAUUCGGUAAUGUCAUCGCUUGCGGUUCCUGUGAGUCUCUUCGGAUACGUGUUGACGUAAGGCUAGUCCGCAAAAAAAGGGGAAAAAAUCACGAGUUUUGAAAAAAAACGGGUAAUUGUGGACGGGGCCUGAGAUUCUAGGGAAGCAAAAUUGGUUUCCUGACAGACAAGCCUUCAAAUACAGCUGAAACGGGAACGUGUCUAGUGACGGGGAGUGAUAGGAGGCGACCGUAUUCGAAGGCGUCCGAGGGACCAGUAAACAACUGAUUAGGUUUUGUACCUCUUACAUGAAAACCAGGUAGCUGUGUGACGUUAUAGGUUUUGCAACGUGCCCUAAUCAGCGACAUUUGGCGGGAAACAGAUUCAGACGUCAUCUAACCUCGAAGGGACUAUUCCUCAGCGAAAAUUCUCUCUCUGGGGGAAAUUUCUGCCAUGUAACAAUAAUACUUUUAUAACUGCUGCUGUUUCAGGAGAAAGGAACAGACGAGGUGUACAUGAGCUAUCUUAAAUCUGUGCACCAGUCUUGCUGUAGGCAUGGACGAACACUACAGUUCUGGGCCAAUGCCCUUCACGAGGACCCUGAACAGUUGUGGAAUCUCCCCCCUGGCGUCAUAGCCAUGGAAUAUGGACAUACGGUACACUAGCCACGGUUAAUUAAACUCGUAUUCUGAGGUUGUAGUCGCGGGUGAUUUUCAGCGAUUUUUAACGGCAUUUCCAACCAUACUUUUAGGUUAAUCACGACUUCCUGAAGUUCUGCAAACCAUUGGUCGAUGCCGGGUAAGUAUAAUGCAAGUUUUAUUAAUCUGGGUUUAUCAAGAAAAAUGUUGUGUGAUACAUGCCCAAAGAUUUAAGCGACUUCUAUAAGUUUAAGCCCUUUCCAUGUGUUCCUAUUUUAUAGAACCAAGAUAAUGUAAACUAUGGAUAGGAAGAUGUGACCAUCGCAGUUUUAAUCGCGAUUUAAGCAAUUGUAAAUUAAGUCCGAAAACAAUUCCGAGCUUCGAAAGAAUUCGAAUUCAUGACCUCUGCUUUAGCGCCGCAGUUAGACUUGCUACAAAAGCCAUUUGAAAUCCGACGAAGGACUUUUUUGAAAGUCUACGCCGCAGUGUUCUUCCAACUAAACUAUCAAGACCCAUACACUGGGAGCAGGCUCAAUUUGUUGACAUCAUCUUAACCCGUGAAAGGAAUGAAACAUGAAAUAAAGGUAAUGUAAACCUCAGGCUUAAUUAGAAAUUGAUUUAAUUGCGAUCACAACUGUGGUGGCCGUAUCUUCAUUUAUAUUUAUUUCAACUUUGUUUAAUAUGCGAGUCAACUUUCAUUUUUACGUCGAGACUUCCAUGGUAGCUUGUGAACAAGCCCUCUCAUGAGUCGUCCCAAGAGAGCUUGCUUACACCGUCAAUUCCAGCCCCUGUGUCGAGUGAACUUGUUCAUAGGCUAUUCAUACUUAAGGUCAUAUGGUCUUACCAGCGGUGUGAUACCUACUUUUUACAUGGUUCCUGAUACAAAUGCAGUAGAACCCGGGUAACUCGAACUCUGAAGGGAAACGAAAAACAGUUCGCGUCAGCGGAGAAUUCGAGUUAUUGGGGUAAAUUUCAGUGAAAUGUUGAUCAAGGGAAAGGAAAUUUAGUUCCAGUUGGCGAGGAAUUCGAGUUAUCCGAGUUUGAGUUAUCGAGGUUCUACUGUAUAACAAAUGAAUUUGAUAAAGCUUACUUACCUGUCCAAUACUAAGAGAGGAAUUUCAUAUUCGACCUCCAUGAGUCACCAAUUUCUCACUGAAUAUUUCUUCUCAUCUUGCAGUGUCAGCUUCUUUGUUUGUCCCGGGACUGGUUCAUGGAACAGGUAAUAUAAGAGCUUUAUGUGGAAUUAGAGCGCUAGUUAAUGGCCUAGUUCACCAAGGAGCGACCGAACAGUUGUUUGUGGGUUGUCGUGGCUUUCAAUCUCGUCAGUGGACUUGAGGAACAUGGCAUUUUUGCUUCUCUUUGCAGUGCUUGUGGAAACUCAGUGGACAGUUUUACGGUGAUACACAACGCGGUACAAACGGCUGUUGCCUGCAAUGCUCUCGGUGUCCUCAUCUGUGAUUGGUCUUUACCUGGUCACGUGAAUCCUCUUAGCGUUAGUAUUCCGGCAUUGCUUGCGGGUGCCGGGCUAGCUUGGAAAUCAAGUGCGGAGUUGGUGAGUCGUAAUCUGAUUUGCAUUCUACUUUUGGCUGGAGUGUCUGCAAGGUUGAUUCGUUAAAAAGAUUUGUUGAAUGUUAAGUCGCCCAGUGUAGUGCCAGGGAUCUAGUAGGUCAGGUAGAACCUCGAUAUAACGAACCGCUAUAUAACGAAGUCCUCGAUAUAACGAAUGGCAUUCUCAGCCCCAGUGAAAGUAAAAUAUAUGGAAAGGAACCUCGAUUUAGCGAACGUAUUUGGCCAGUCCUUUGGCCCUUAAAUCCAGGUUCCACAGUGGAAUACUAGCCUCCUAUGGACAACUCUUGCCUUGCAGACGCUUCACUACUGAGGGGGACCGAUUAUACGGACAUUAGUUAAUUCCACGACAAACUACAGACGUCUCUCUGAAAUUAACUCCCGUUAGGUCCCAACAGCACAAUUUCAUCCUUUUAACACUCGUUGUAAGGGCUUUGCGAACAGAGGUAUUUUUCUGUCGCGGUUUUAAGCAUGUACGAAGUCGCACCGCUGACAUUCACGUAGUUGGCUCUUUUAUUUCCAACCAGGCGAAUGUUAGUGGCGCGAACUGACUAUUUUAACGCCAAAAACCACGCAAGCAGAGUAGUUAUAAGGGAAACCUUGAGAAAUGUUUCAAUAUUCAGCCGAACCAGUAAAUGCGAGCUGCACCUCUUAUUGAAGAUCCCCAAUUUCUUACUUGGUCCAGCUUGAUGUUCUGUGUAUAUUCAGAGUGAAAAUAUAAAGUUUGAAGUAAAUAAUUAUAUUGUUUUGUUUCAGUCAAAUGUGCGCUCCUCUCUCGCCGAUGUUUUAAGUCGUCACGUGUUCAUGGACGCAUCUGGAUCAUUUGGCCGCGCACUCAUUGACCUGGGCUCGACUCACUCAGUGUUGCUUCAGGACGAAGCCGUGCAAGCAGGUGUCACCUCAGAUAGCAGCAGAGUACACCCAGUCGCGCAUGCUCCGGGAGGUACGCUGCUGUGGCACAUUUUGGAGAGUAAAGGGUCAUCUGAACUAGAAAAUGUAACGUCUGGCAGUUUACAGGUACGUGGAUUGGUGCAAUCGACGUUUGAAAAGAAUAGACCAAUGUGCCAUUUCCAAGUUCCAAAAACUCUUACUUUCAAAACGAGGCUAAGUGCAAAACCUUUCUCGUGAAAAUGAGUUUUAUUUGCAUGAGAAUAAAAAAAUCGUUUUCAUACCAAUACCUUCGCACUUAGCCUCACUUUAAAACAAAGUCUUGAGGCAACUCAGAAAUGGCAUAUUUCGAUCAUAUGAUUAUUAAGAUUGGAGGUUUCCAAAAGUAAAGCAAGAGAAAUGUACUAUUCAUCCCUGUACUUGAAAGUGAUUCUUUUGUCUUUUACCCCCCACCCCCACCCCCCCAAGUCUAGGAGCCAAGUGAGAAUUUUUUAUGCAUAUCAAAUAUCGAAAGGGACUAAAAUUAAUGGAAUCCCCCAGAAGGAGGUCGGACAUCGCAUGACGCCCACACAAUGUAUCGUGAGCUUGCAGUGAUUGGGGUUGGGAGAGAAAGUGAAGGAUGUUUCAAAUCGCAGUCUGUAGUCGUCAUAAGGUAUCUGACCUCAGUAGUCGCGACUGCUUUGAAAUUCUAGCUAUUUGAAGAGGGGUGGUCUGGUUUGUCUCUAAAGAGUGGAUUGGGGUACUUAGGGAGAGGUUAGAUUCUAAAGGAAAUGAGGUUGUAGUGAUUUCCAAACUUUCGCGUGCUCCUUGUGAUUUAACUUGCACACUUGAUGUGAAAGAAAUUACGCGAAAUUUGGUCAGUUGACGUAUAGCUUUGGUUUUAGAAGCGGAAAUCAAAAGCUGGAGGCUUUCCUUAUUCACUUGUUUUCUGUACGAGCUUUUGAAAGUUAUCGAAAAAAAUGAUAUGGGGUGGCUCUUUGAAGGCCGUUCUGACCAUGAACGCCAAAUAAUCUGGUGAACAACACCACCGCAACCGCCAGCAGGGAUGGGAACUAUGGAAAAGUGCACGGAAAAAUGUCCAGUAAUGCUAACGACAAAUAGUCUACCACGAAACUGUUCUUUGUCUCGUCACUGGACUGCUUGCGGUCCACCUUUUCUCUGGAAAUCCGUCUGGUUCUUAUCUCAGCCAGCGCGAUUGCAAACCAGGACGUUACAGUAAGGGAUUGAGAUUCCUAACUAGGAUCAUGAUCGGACUAAGAUUUCACAAUAUAGAAGAUGUAGCCAGAACAUGUUCGGUGCCGCACUGCGGCACCCGGCUUCGCUGCUCGCGUGCUUGGGUUUUGCGUCACUAACUUGGCAAAGAAUUCAAUAAGAGACUGCUCGCAGUCUAUCUCGUCACGAGCGUUGUGUAGGAGGCUACGAAAGACUUAGUUAUGAAUGAUUUAACCCUUUGAUACCCAAGAGUGACCAAUGUCAGUUUUCUCUCAACAACACCAAACAUCAUCAAGAGAUAAGGAUACGGGAAAUUAAUGAAUGAUCACUAAAAGGAAAAUGCAUCGAUCUUUUAUCAAAUUCUCUUAACUAGUUCUUUAAGGGAUUGUGUGGAGAUCAGUAUGGAGAAUUUGUAUGUGAAUAUUGGGGCUUAAAAACGUUAUGAAAUCCACGCAAGUGUUCUAACUUUGUUGCUUUAUUUUGGACGUUAGAGGGCCUUGCGACAAAUUCGCCAGUGCCACAAAUCCUUCAUAGCUGCUGAACUCAAGUGCAAACAAAAAGCGGAUAUUGUCAAGGAACUCGUCGUAUUGGUGGAUAUCUUACUGUUUGUGACCAGGUUACUUAUAGUUCAAUACUUUCUGAUUUAUUUUGGUUAAUUAAACAAAGGAAGAAAAAGACCAGGGGUGCAUUUUUAGAAAUUCCAAUCGAAAAUUGAGAACUUCGUUUGAUUUACACUUCCUUUGGUUUCAGUCAGGCGCUGCGCAUAUUCGCGCCUUUUUAAGAUUUUCACUCGAUUGAGAAGUAACAAAAAUGGUAGUUGUUUGCUAUUAACGUGGGCUAACCGCUCGGUUCACUGUUUAGGUAAAUGAUAAACGAAAUUAAAAGCUGGUAAAUUCCGCUCGGGAAACGCUUUAACUGUUUGCACAAAACAGUUCCCUAAGUUACCGAAAGUUUUUGGAACUUUUUGACCGUGGAAACAGGACUUCCUUUUUAGACGUCCCGUUUAUUAAUUUCCAUGUGAACAAUCCGAAAAGUUGCGUUCCAUUUACGUUACAACCGGAUUUUCCAGAAACCUUGCAAACAGCAAAUUACCAGUCAAUUCUGCAGGGAGUGGAUAAAUCGCAAACCAUGAUGCCUUUAGGCAACCCAUAUGACUUUCAAAUGGUUAGCACCACAGAGGUACCUUGAAAGGAACAGACUUGGUUCAAGGCGCAAAAAAUCACGGGAACGUUUGCCUUGUAGCCGGUCCUUUUGCGGUCGUGCCAUGACCUGAAACUUAUUAGAAAACUGAAUCUGCAUUAUUCAAACUGCUCCACAAACAGGUCAUUUUGUUGAAGAAUAUCAGCUAACGGGACGCUGUUUUUGUCGCAGGAUUUGCCGACUGCUUCUCUUGAACCGCAAACAGUCCAGUACUACUUCGUCCCUUGAAGAUUUACCUGUUAUCAAUAAGACCGACUUAGCUAACAAGUAGGUGUUUAUUCCUACGUUAUUUUCUUUAUCUCUGUUCUCUGUUUCUUCGUUUGUUUGUUUUGGAUGCGUAGAAUUUGCAUCCCUUGUUUAAAUCGAGACCUUAAGAUACACCGUGUACUGGUACGGGUAAAUUACCCGUACGCGUAGCCGUAAAUACGGGCAGAUGGCCUCUUAUCUACGAGAAACGGGUAGGCUUCCGGGUGGAACGGUAACGCCGUUAUCUGCGCCUUCUAUAAAACUACGUGGCAAAAUGGCCGCCUACCCGAACCCGUAGGGAGAAACAGUGCAUCUUAAGGUCACUUAUGUUCCGUUGCCUAAUUUGGCUUCCCCUGGGGAAGGAGCUUUUGCGCAGCUUUGAAGAGGGUGUUAUUGCGUUAAUGCGUUUUCCCUGGCGUUUGUAACUUAGUUGUUUUGCCGUUUUUCAGGUUGUUAGCACUUGUGGAAGUGUACCAGAAGGCAUACCUUUUGCGUAACAAGCAAGGUGGAUUGUUUAGCGCUGUACAGCUGCUGCGAAAUUUCCUUCAACAUCUGCUUCCUGAAAAUGAAAAAUGACCGCCUAUAUCUCUGCUCAAUUCGAAGUUUAAAUUUAGUGAAAUGUCCUAAUUUCUCGUCGCGGUAUAACCGAGACUCUGUGACCUUGUUCUCAUAGAGCCCUUCUAACUUUUCCUCAAGUAAAUUAUUUUGUCAGGUCCUAUUGUAAUGGCCGUUUUCACACGAGAGACAGAUUAUCCGGUCGAGACGG